CGACUAUAAUCCAUUACUUGCUUCCUCUUCCUCUUCUUCUUCUUCUUCUCCUCCUAUGAUGAAUACAACAAAUAAUAAUAAUAAUAAUAAUAAUAAUAGUAGUAGUAGUACUAGUAGUACUAGUAAUAAUGAUAAUAAUAAUAAUGAAGAAAGGUGGAUUAUUUCUUCUAAACGAAAGGAGGUACCUGUGAUUCAAAUACCUUCUUCUCCUGUUAAAGAAAAAAAAUCAACUUCACCUACACCUGCUGAAUUGCAAGGUUUUACAGCUCAAAAAUUUGUACCUGGCUCAAGUUAUAGUCACUUGGAUCCUGCAAAGUCUGAAAAUGCUCAUGCGGCAUUUAAUCAUUUACAAAAGCUACUUAGUAAUAACAAUAACACUAAUAGUAGCAGUAGUAAUGGUAGCAGUAGUAGAAUCCCAAUAGAAAGAAAAGAAGAUCCAGAAUCAUCAUCAUCAAGACCAAAAGUGAUACAGCAACAACAACAACAUAGAGUUCAAUCCCCGAACAACUCGGAAAUACCUCAACGUCAAAAUCAAGCUCAACAAAUAAAGAACAAUAAGAGUACGUGUCCUGAACGAACAAUGGAUGGUAUGCCUGUUUUACAAUAUGUGCGUGCAUUAUGGAACUAUACUGCUCAGAUUCCUUCUGAAUUAUCGUUUAAUGCGAAUGACAAGUUUGCAGUUCUUAAUCGUCAACCUGACGGAUGGUGGUAUGCUGAGUUACUUGACUCGAAUAAAAGAACAAGAGGUCUUAUUCCAGGCAAUUAUAUGACGCCUGCAUAAAAAAAAAAUUAUCAUUAUUGCAUAUAAAUAUAUACACAUAAAUAUAUAGAUAUACAAAUAUAUAUAUUUGUAUUUUUUUUUUUUUUUAUUUCAUUUCAUUUCAUC
Cokeromyces recurvatus is the source of this 886-nucleotide messenger RNA. RefSeq lists its product as uncharacterized. The transcript is spliced from 2 exons. The record is from RefSeq and is a predicted model, not a curated record. Gene Ontology annotation, molecular function: protein binding. The coding region runs from base 56 to 781 and encodes 241 amino acids. NCBI's taxonomy places the organism in Eukaryota, Fungi, Mucoromycota, Mucoromycetes, Mucorales, Mucoraceae.